This is a messenger RNA of Prunus mume (Japanese apricot), 381 nucleotides long. Its product is annotated as LOB domain-containing protein 23-like. Lineage: Eukaryota; Viridiplantae; Streptophyta; Magnoliopsida; Rosales; Rosaceae. The record is from RefSeq and is a predicted model, not a curated record.
AUGAAUAUGUCUGGUCGUUGUGCUGCGUGCAAGUAUUUGAGAAGGAGAUGCCCUUCAGAUUGCAUACUCUCUCCCUAUUUUCCGUCCAAUGAUCCUCAAAGAUUUACUUCUGUUCAUAGAAUCUAUGGUGCCAGCAAUGUUGCCAAAAUGCUCCAGGAACUCCUGCCCCAUCUAAGAGUUGAAGCAGCAGAGACCUUGUGUUAUGAGGCUCAGUGUAGAAUACAGGAUCCUAUCUAUGGCUGCGUUGGGGUUAUUUCCCAAUUACAUCAACAAAUACAAGAUACAGAAUGUCAAUUAGCUAAAACACGCGCUGAAAUUGCCCUCAUGAUGAACUCUGAUGGACAAGAACCUCCUCAAGCUCAAGUUGAUCAGCAAAUUUAA